This is a messenger RNA of Asparagus officinalis (garden asparagus), 3062 nucleotides long. RefSeq names its product protein TRM32-like. NCBI's taxonomy places the organism in Eukaryota, Viridiplantae, Streptophyta, Magnoliopsida, Asparagales, Asparagaceae. The record is from RefSeq and is a predicted model, not a curated record.
AAAAGGGGAGAAUUGGAGCGAGCAAAAUUGGCUUCUUUCUCCUUCAUUCGAGCUUGCCUCAAUCCUAAACUCCUCUCUCAUUCUUCUUAAUUCGGAGCCUACCUUGGUCUCAAUGUUAGUUUUUAAUGUAUUUCCUAAUUAUUUCAUCCAAACUGGGUCCAAUAUGAUUGUUUUUUCGUCGCGCUGACUUGCCAACUUGCGUCAAAUUCACGCUCUAAUGCUUUCAACAAGGCCAAAAAUGACUUCCAUUUUUUUUCUUCUUCUAGGAUUAAUCAUGACCCGUUGCAUCAAAUGUAGAAGGAUUAUACGAAAAUAAUUGCUCAACUCUGUAAAUUCACCUCGUAUUGCCGACAUUUCAUAAGUUUGCUCAGAUUUCAUCAGAGGGUGCACGUCUCUGUAGUUCCCGGUGCACAAUGGCCGAUCACCUGGGGAGAAAGAGAUCGAAGAAGAUACCGAAGGAUGGCGUCCCUAAUGGAUGCAGGGGGGGUUUACUUCACCUUAUCAAAGAUGCCGAAGAUACCAAAGGAUGCAUUUCGUAAGUUUGUUCGGAUUUGAUCAGAGGGGUGCAUGUCUCUAUAGUCCCCGGUGCACAAUGGCUGAUCACUUGGGGAGAAAGAGAUCGAAGAUACCGAAGGAUGGCGUCCCUAACGGAUGCAUGGGGGGUUUACUUCACUUUGUCGACUUCAACCACCAUCUCCACGUCAAGAAGAUGCUCGCAUAUAACAAGAGGAGCGGCGACAAGAAACAGGGUGAAAGAACUAAAUCUUCAAAACUGAAACAAGAUGCCUCAACUCCUGAGGGGAUUGAAUUUGUGAAUAAAAAUGCAAACAUCGCAAACCGCCUGUUAGAAGAUGAAGGGGUUUUUUCAAGAAAUAAUUCUGGCAAGGUACUCAUGAGGAGCCAUAAUUCUAAAAGAAGGGCUAGUGUGUCGAGUGUUUCUUCCACAUCCUCCCAAUUGCUUCGAACUCUCUCCAUCCAUCAUUUAGAAAAUGACGAAUAUGUUGAAGAUGAUGCCGAUAACAAUGAAAAUGCAACUGUUCGCGACACACAGGAGAGUAGUUCUUCUAGAAACAGAGAGCCCGAAGUUUCUGAUGACCUUCCUUCUCAAAGGAGAAGAGAACCGCACAAGAUUAAUAUAUUUCCCAAUCGAUUGCAAGAGAAACAUUCUGUUCUCAGAGAAAAGGUAAAUAAUGCGAAGGAAACAUUGUCGAAAAAGACAGGUACAGAUGUUAAAGAAAUUGAACAAGAUGCAGCAGUCCAUCAAUCUAAAGAGUUUAUGGACAUGAUGGUGUUACUUAAUAAUAACCGGGAAUUGCUGCUAAAAGUUCUCAAGGACCCAAGCUCCUUCGUAAAUUUCCUAGAGAGUCAGCAGACUAAGGCAGAGAAAGCAUUGGAUAGAUCUGGUUCAUUUCCAGUAUCAGGUUUAUCGUGCGGGCAAAAUGAGGAGACAACUAGAAUUAAGCAUAAGCCACAGAAAAGUGAGUUACCGCAGUACAGAAAAGAGAGUUUUGAAGAUGGUAGUUCUUCUUCAAAACAAAACACUAUUGGGAAUGGCGCGUCAACCGCUGAAUCAUUUGAGAGCAAGAAGAAUUCUACUAUCGAGUCUGCUAGCAUGAUAUCUAAUUCUUCUGAAAUUAAAGACAAUCGAACUGCUUCAGCUCGUUUCAAGGCUAUCAAGAAAAGGAUAAAAGAUGUGAUCAAAGAUAACAGGAAAGAAGGUCAUAGAAUCUCAAUGGAUGGAGUUCUUCAUAAACUCCCUUAUGGAAGCAAGUUUUCUAAGGCUUCAAAGAAAGAAAAGCAAGCUUCGUUGGAAAGAACAUCCACUGCCAGAUACGAGAGAGAACCGAGCAGUAAAAUCAUUAAAAGAGCUCACUCUCUAAGCGAAUCACUAGACAAGUACUCUCGUUUGCUUGAGUCUGUCUCUAGCAGAGAAUUGAAAAGGAUGCCUGAGAGGUUAAAGUCGAAGAAAGAAGAUAGUAGAGAUUCGCAGGUCGCAAGACCCCCAAAAACCUUGGGAAGAAUUUUCUCUCUUCCUGAUUUUGCUUCAAAUUCUUUCAGGAAAGAUCCCCAAUUUGAAGUGUUUGAUGCAGUUCAGUCACUUAAGAUACCUAUGAAAGUUGACAUAUGUGAUACUGAUGAGUCCAAGACCGGAAAUAAUAUUGAUGGCCCUCUUCAUGAGGAAGAGUUCAGCCGUGAAGAGGACCAAAGCAAUUGGCUAACAAGAACAAGUGCUACCGUUGCUUCAGAGCGUUUCAAGCUAAAACUUGGUGAUAUCAAUCCCGAGGAGCUAGAUUCUCCUCUUUAUUUGCGAAAGCAAUUGGAACUUUAUUCUUCUGAUCAAUUAGAAGGUAGCAUAGAAGAUUUUGAAGCGUUGCAAGUACUUUCCGAACUUGAUGAUUAUUAUAACUUCUUCAGCAUUCCAGUCGAUCCUCAACAUGAGACUCAAUUUAAUUACGUGAGAGAUGUACUUUGGAAAUCUGGGUUCGGGAGUACUGACUUUCUUCGAGCUUGGUACUCCCCGAACCAGCCAGUUGAUCCUUCGUUGUUCGAGGAAUCAGCAAAUACUACACCCGAAAUCUUUCUUGAUAACCAGCUUCUGUUUGAUUUAAUAAGUGAAGUUAUCUUGGAAAUUUACGAUCAUUCAUCUUCUUGCUGUCCUUGGCUCUCGCGCUUUGAUACACGGACAAGACCGAUGCCUUCAGGGUAUCGGGUAUUAGAGGAGGUAUGGGCAAAUGUUAGCGGGCAUCUUAAUGCUCAGUUAGAGCUGGAUCCAGCACUAGAAUACGUUUUGGCUAGAGAUUUUGCAAAGGAUGAUGGGUGGAUGGAGCUUCAGUAUGAUUGCGAGGAUGUUGGGCUUGAGCUGGAGGAUCUAAUAUUGGAUGAGUUGCUGGAUGAAGUUGUUCUCGAGACUGGGAACUAUUAGGUUGUUAGUGAGGUUUUUCCAGUUUUUGUGCACGUUGUAAUAUUAUUCAUCCCUUUUACUUCCUUGUAGCGCUGAGAUUGCUAACCAUUAUUCCUUCAGAGGUGUACAGUCCUUAAAAAAAAUUGUGCUUCGUAUACUU